AUGUCGCGGCCCGAGCAUCUGGCGCCGCCAGAGAUCUUCUACAAUGACACCGAGGCGUCAAAGUACACAGCAAACACACGAGUGCAGAUGAUUCAAGCUGAAAUGACCGAGCGAGCUAUCGAGUUGCUUAUGCUUCCGGAGCACCGCAAGCCGGCUCUUUUGCUGGAUAUCGGCUGCGGCUCCGGACUCUCCGGCGAAAUCAUUACGGAACACGGUCACGAAUGGAUUGGCUUCGACAUCUCUCCGUCCAUGCUCGAAGUUGCUCUCGAAAAGGAAACAGAAGGUGAUCUGCUGCUCGCUGACGCAGGUCAAGGGUGCGGGUUCCGAGCCGGAUCCUUUGACGGCGCCAUCUCAAUUUCGGUGCUCCAAUGGCUCUGCAACGCAGACGCCACCUCGCACAACCCUGCCCAGCGUCUCAUGUCGUUUUUCACCACACUCUACUCAUCCCUCUCCCGCGGCUCGCGCGCCGUGUUCCAGUUCUACCCGGAAUCCGACGACCAGGUCAAGUUCAUCAUGCAGUUCGCCACGCGCGCCGGGUUCGGAGGCGGCCUGGUGGUCGACUAUCCCAACUCGAAAAAGGCCAAGAAGUUCUACCUGGUGCUGUGGGUGGGUGGCGAGAUGAUGGUCGGUCCCAACGGGCAGACGAGCAAGCAGCUGCUGCCCCAGGGGUUGACGCACGAGCACGAAGACGGUGUUGAGGCGGCAGGCACCAACGCGGUCAAGUACGAGAAGCGCCGACUGGAUCGCGACAGGAAGGGCGGCAAGAAGGGCAAGAAGCGUAGCGGCGAGACCGCAAAGGAGUACAUCGUGAGGAAGAAGGAGCUCAACAAAAAGAGGGGCAAGGAGGACGUGCCGCUCGAUAGCAGAUACACUGGAAGACGCAGAAAGGGCGCUUUCUGA
Molecule: messenger RNA, 900 nt
Organism: Sporisorium graminicola
Lineage: Eukaryota; Fungi; Basidiomycota; Ustilaginomycetes; Ustilaginales; Ustilaginaceae
Exons: 2
Coding region: 1-900 (299 amino acids)
Biological process (GO): rRNA (guanine-N7)-methylation
Cellular component (GO): nucleolus
Molecular function (GO): rRNA (guanine) methyltransferase activity
Source: RefSeq, a predicted model, not a curated record